Molecule: messenger RNA, 792 nt
Organism: Plasmodium inui San Antonio 1
Lineage: Eukaryota; Apicomplexa; Aconoidasida; Haemosporida; Plasmodiidae
Product: deoxyribose-phosphate aldolase
Exons: 1
Coding region: 1-792 (263 amino acids)
Biological process (GO): carbohydrate catabolic process; deoxyribonucleotide catabolic process
Cellular component (GO): cytoplasm
Molecular function (GO): deoxyribose-phosphate aldolase activity
Source: RefSeq, a predicted model, not a curated record
AUGGCGAACUACGCAGAAACUUUCGCCGCGUGGACGGCCAUAUGUUUGACAGACCACACCCUCCUGGGUGAUAAUGACACUGAGGAGGACGUGAGGGCGCUGUGCCAAGAGGCAGUCAAAACCUGUCCCUUCGCAGCAGCCGUUUGCGUGCACCCCCAUUUUGUAAAAUUCAUAAACGAACAGAUAAAAAAAGAAAUCGUGCCCUUCAAACCGAAGAUCGCCUGCGUUAUAAACUUCCCAGGGGGGAACGAUCCCAUGGAGAAAGUGUUGGAAGUUACUCGCAAAGCAGUUAGCGACGGGGUGGAUGAAGUCGACCUGGUGAUUAACUAUACAAAGAUUAUUGAAGAUCCGAAGGCAGGAGUUGAAGAAGCUACACUCCUAACGAAAAAGGUUAAGGAGGUGUUAAAGGAGAAGUUACUCAAAGUGAUAAUCGAAGUUGGGGUGUUGAAAUCUGAGGAGUUAAUCGUCCAGACGACGUUAGCUGUGCUGAAGGGAAAUGCGGACUUUGUGAAGACGUCUACGGGGAAGGCACAGGUCAAUGUGACGCCCAGUUCAGUCAAAUCGAUAAUCAAGGCAAUGAAACUGCACUUGGAGGAGAAUCCGGAGAAAAAGGACAAAAUUGGACUCAAGAUUUCCGGGAGCAUAAAGGACCUUAGCCUGGCCAGCUACUACAUUCUCCUGGCGAGGAAUGUCUUCAGCGCUUUGGCUUGCCACCCGAACAACUUCCGCAUUGGGUCGUCCUCCCUCGUCCCCAAGCUCCGGAAGAUCAUUGAGAAUUGCCCUCCCUGUUAG